AUGGCUGCAGCAAGAACUUCAUUUUCUAACGAUUCAAGGUUAGUGAAGGUGCCAUUGCCGAAGUCUGUAUUGCUCAAGGAUUAUCUGAUCGAUGAUCUUAGUUCGUGUUCUUCUAAUGGCUUCAGGUCGUAUCCGCGCCGGCCAUGUUGCACCAAGGUUCGUUACCUUAUUGAAAUCGAUCUUAAUAAACAUAUUAAUCUUCGGCCAACGAAAAAAAAGUUUCUCAGAAGCAAAUCAAAAUCCUCGUCGGUGCUGCAAAAAGCUUCCGCCGCUGUGGUUAAUGUUUUCAAACACUUCCAGUUCUCCGGUUCUGGUAAGCGUGCAAAAGCUAAUUUCCUACCGAAGAAUCUGUCUCGGAAGCUAUCGAACUGGAAGAGAACUAUCGAUGGUCGUAACAAAGAGUUCAACAAAAGGUUGAAUCCGUUAGACGAACCUGUCAAAGAGAAGAAUAAGAAGAAAAACGUCCUACGUCCGCCGUCUAAAGUUUCAACCGCUGCCACCACUACUUCGGCGGAGGUGAACACCUCCACAAGUAACAGCAACAACUCCGCCUCGUCGGAUAGCUACUUUACCACCACCUCCGUUUGUUCUACAACAAACAGUUCUUCGAAGAUCAAUGUAGCAAUAAACAACGUCGUGGAAUGUGAGCAGCACACAACGGAAAAGAAGAAUACAGCAAACGGAAUGAAAUCUGGCGUAGCAACCGCCGCCACCGAUUCUGAUGUUAUCACCAGAAAUGCAAAGAAAGAUGAGGAAAGUGAGAAGAAAGAGCAAUGUAGUCCAGUUUCAGUGAUGGAGUUUCCAUGCGAUGAUGAUGAAGAUGAGGUUACUUCACCUUUCCAACAUUCUCACUUAUAUGCGGAAGGAACCAAACGAAAAGUCAUGAGCAAGGUUCAAAGGGUUAAGAGCCUUGUAAAUUAUAAUAAGCUAAAGCCUGUCAGAUUAGAAGAUAGGAUUGCAUUAUCAGAGUCUACAACUACAACGCCUGAUUUGUUGUUACAUGAUGAAUCAUCCAAUCAAACUAGAAAGAAAGCAACUGCAUUGCUUCAACAAUUUAAAGCAACGAUGUCUUCUAGUAAUCAAUUUGAAUCCAUAAUGACUCAAAAUGUCUUGUUAGGGUUCUUUAUAGAGCGAAUUAUGGAAGGAAGUAGUGCCUCUAACUUCGCAUUACUGCAAGAAGCAAAGAAUUGGAUCAAUGGAGAUGGAUAUGCAAGAGAGAUAACAUUCGAGUAUCUUGUAAGAGAGAUGGAUAAAGAAAAAAUCAAAUGGGACAAAUAUGAUGAUGAAGUAGAAAAACGACAAGUGUGUUUGGUGUUGGAAUGCCAAGUUUUCACUUCUCUAGUUGAAGAGAUGUUACUCGAGUUUUAUAUGUAGUUCAUAUAUAUAGGAAAACAAAUAUUAUUGUGACAUGAUUUAAAUUCUCAUUGAUCAUGGUUCAUAUUGAG
Molecule: messenger RNA, 1445 nt
Organism: Lactuca saligna
Lineage: Eukaryota; Viridiplantae; Streptophyta; Magnoliopsida; Asterales; Asteraceae
Source: the annotation of a GenBank genome assembly